AUGUCUGCUACCACCGCAGACUCCAGGCCUCGGCCUGCUGCCGACACCAAAAAGGUGCACAUCGCCGAUACCAAGAUGACCCUUCAGAACUGGCACAAGCACGUCAACUGGUUGAACGUGUUUCUGAUCAUCGGUAUCCCUCUGUAUGGGUGCAUUCUCUCUGUUUGGGUUCCUCUGCAGCUCAAGACUGCCGCAUGGGCCGUUCUCUAUUACUUCUACACCGGUUUCGGAAUCACUGCUGGUUACCAUCGUCUAUGGGCUCACUGCUCCUAUUCCGCAACUUUGCCUCUCAAGAUCAUCCUCGCCGCCGCUGGUGGUGGUGCCGUCGAGGGUUCCAUCCGUUGGUGGGCUCGUGGUCACCGCGCCCAUCACCGUUAUACUGAUACCGAGAAGGACCCUUACUCCGUGCGCAAGGGUUUCUGGUACUCUCACUUGGGCUGGAUGGUCAUGAAGCAGAACCCCAAGCGUAUUGGCCGCACUGACAUCACCGAUUUGAACGAGGACCCCAUUGUCGUCUGGCAACACCGCCACUAUUUGAAGGUGGUCUUUGUCAUGGGUCUCCUUGUUCCCAUGCUCGUGGCUGGUCUGGGCUGGGGCGAUUGGGUGGGUGGUUUCGUCUACGCUGGUAUUCUGCGAAUCUUCUUCGUCCAACAGGCUACUUUCUGCGUUAACUCUCUCGCUCACUGGCUCGGAGAUCAACCCUUCGACGACCGAAACUCUCCUCGUGACCAUGUCAUUACCGCCCUUGUCACCCUUGGUGAAGGCUACCACAACUUCCAUCACGAAUUCCCAUCCGACUACCGCAAUGCUAUCGAAUGGCACCAGUACGACCCGACCAAGUGGUUGAUUUGGACCUGCAAGCAGCUCGGCCUCGCCUACGACCUCAAGCAGUUCCGCGCCAACGAGAUUGAAAAGGGACGUCUCCAGCAGUUGCAGAAGAAGCUUGACAAGCGCCGCACUCAGCUCGACUGGGGUGUGCCACUUGAUCAGUUGCCUGUUUUCGAAUGGGACGACUACGUCGAGCAGGCCAAGAACGGCCGUGGUCUGAUUGCCAUUGCCGGCGUUAUCCACGAUGUGACCGACUUCAUCAAGGACCACCCCGGUGGCAAGGCCAUGAUCUCGUCUGGAAUCGGCAAAGAUGCCACUGCCAUGUUCAAUGGAGGCGUGUACUUGCACUCCAACGCGGCCCACAACUUGCUCUCCACCAUGCGUGUCGGCGUCAUCCGCGGCGGAUGCGAGGUUGAGAUCUGGAAGCGCGCUCAGAAGGAGAACACCAACGUCGACUAUGUCCGGGACGCCAAUGGCCAACGUAUUGUUCGUGCCGGAGAGCAGGUGACCAAGAUUCCACUACCUGUCGCGACUGCCGACGCUGCUUAG
Messenger RNA from Talaromyces atroroseus, 1377 nucleotides. RefSeq names its product Acyl-CoA desaturase. The record is from RefSeq and is a predicted model, not a curated record. Gene Ontology annotation, biological process: unsaturated fatty acid biosynthetic process. The transcript is spliced from 2 exons. Gene Ontology annotation, cellular component: endoplasmic reticulum membrane. Gene Ontology annotation, molecular function: iron ion binding; stearoyl-CoA 9-desaturase activity; heme binding. The coding region runs from base 1 to 1377 and encodes 458 amino acids. Lineage: Eukaryota; Fungi; Ascomycota; Eurotiomycetes; Eurotiales; Trichocomaceae.